UUUCCAGCAGGCCGCAAUCUUUGCGUGAGUUUGACAGUUUGUUGUCAUCGGUCCCAUCAAAGUUGCGGUUCUUGUUUCUUCGAAAAUUGUUUGUCAUUUUUGCUGAAGAAAUUCUGUUAGUUUACCGACUUUGUUCGUUUAAAUUGUAUUAAAAGAUGUUCCUCACCAGAUCCGAAUAUGACCGUGGUGUCAACACCUUCUCGCCAGAGGGCCGACUCUUCCAAGUAGAAUACGCCAUCGAAGCCAUAAAGCUCGGAUCUACGGCCAUCGGGAUUUGCACUCAGGAAGGUGUUGUCAUGGCCGUCGAGAAGCGUAUCACGUCGCCACUGAUGGAACCAACCAAAGUGGAGAAGAUCGUAGAAGUUGAUCGGCACAUUGGCUGCGCCACAUCCGGAUUAAUGGCCGAUUCUCGCACGCUGUUGGACAGGGCAAGGGUGGAGUGCCAAAAUCAUUGGUUCGUUUACGACGAACGUAUGUCCGUUGAGUCGUGUGCGCAAGCCGUUUCCAGUUUGGCAAUCCAAUUUGGGGACAGUGACGAUACCGGAUCGGCCAUGAGUCGUCCUUUCGGUGUGGCGAUUUUGUUUGCCGGAAUUGAAAACGGCGAACCUCAGCUGUGGCACAUGGAUCCCUCGGGAACGUACAUUCGAUAUGAUGCCAAGGCAAUCGGAUCUGGUAGCGAAGGCGCACAGCAGAAUCUACAAGAAUACUACCUUCAAACGAUGACCAUCAAAGAGGCGAUAAAUUUAGCCCUCAGCACCCUGAAGCAAGUUAUGGAGGAGAAACUUAAUUCCACCAACGUAGAAGUAAUGACAAUGACCCCCGGUGGCCUUUUCCGGAUGUUCACCAAGGAAGAAGUCGAGGAGUAUAUCAAUAAUAUGAGCUAAAUGCACCGAUAUGAUGAUUGGAUAAUCGUGGCGAGGGAUAAAUUUUGAGAAAAAAAAAAUGUUAAUUUACGUAAUGGGGGGAUAUGAACAAUAAAUUCUCGAAACCUUAUUCAAACAGA
Molecule: messenger RNA, 1003 nt
Organism: Aedes aegypti (yellow fever mosquito)
Lineage: Eukaryota; Metazoa; Arthropoda; Insecta; Diptera; Culicidae
Gene: Prosalpha5
Product: proteasome subunit alpha type-5
Exons: 4
Coding region: 156-884 (242 amino acids)
Biological process (GO): proteasome-mediated ubiquitin-dependent protein catabolic process
Cellular component (GO): nucleus; proteasome core complex; proteasome core complex, alpha-subunit complex
Source: RefSeq, a predicted model, not a curated record